Messenger RNA from Rhodofomes roseus, 677 nucleotides. Its product is annotated as plant expansin. The transcript has 4 exons. The record is from RefSeq and is a predicted model, not a curated record. Lineage: Eukaryota; Fungi; Basidiomycota; Agaricomycetes; Polyporales; Fomitopsidaceae. Bases 95 to 583 code for a protein of 162 amino acids.
CUACCCGGUCCUCAGGCUCCCUCGUCCUCUUGUCCUAGACACCUCUCGCACCCCACUCCUUCGCCUUUCCGUUCACUCUCCUCUGUCAUUCACCAUGUUCUUCACUAAGGUUGUCGUUGCUCUCGCCCUCGCCGUGUCCGCCCUGGCAAUGGCCGUUCCUCGUGCUACCAACGCCACCUGCGGCUCCAGCCCUGAGACGUCGACUACUUCCACCACCGUGACGUCCGAUGCCUCCAGCUCAGACCUCUCCUGGUUGUCUGGUACUCAGACUGGUGACGCUACUUACUACAGCACCGGCCUGGGUGCCUGUGGUAUUGACAACGUCGACACCGACUACAUUGUGGCAGUGUCCGAGCAUCUCUUCGACAACUACCCUGGCUACGCCGGUACCAACCCUAACAACAACCCCGUCUGCAAGAAGCAGAUCACGGCCAACUACAACGGCAACUCGGUCACUGUCACUGUCACCGACCGCUGCGUCGCCUGCGCCGUCACGGACCUCGACUUCAGCCCGUCCGCGUUCCAGCAGCUCGCAUCGGAGUCCGUGGGCCGUCUCUACGGCAUGACCUGGACGUGGUCGUAGACACGUCCUCACGUCCUCACGCAACGACCGCGCCCCGGUGGUGCAUGCGUCAACGCCCCAUAGAUCUCCAUCUCAGCAAUCUCGGUCUCCGCGC